GACGAAAUUCUUGUAAAUCAAAUUAAACGAAUACAUUUAUUUUUUCAAUAGCUAAAUUAGGUUCUAAAAAUUUAUCAUAAUUGAUUGCAUCAAAAUUCAAAAGUUUGUGUAAAGGAAAAUCCAAGAAUCUAUGAGCUGACACAAACAACUUGGUAAAAAGAUGUGUUCUACAGCUACUACUAAUGUAAUUUCAUCGUACAACAACUCUUCUAUUACAUCAUCAUCACUCAAGAAAAGGACAAAUCUUUCCGAUUAUACCAAUCCAGACCUAAUUAAUAAUCCACCGCAAAAUGGACGACCCAACCGGCGGCGAACGAAUCAAACUCAACGUCGGAGGCAAACUCUUCGAAACAACCGUCUCCACUCUCCGCUCCGGCGGGCCAGAUUCACUCCUAUCCGCCCUCUCGAACCGGCCGGCUCACGACCCCGUCUUCAUCGACCGCGACCCGGGUAUCUUCUCCACCCUCCUCUCCCUCCUCCGGUCCAACCGCCUCCCCUCCACCGCCAAACGCUUUUCCAAUCAGGAGCUAAUCGACGAGGCCAUCUACUUCGGCAUCGAGUCCCAGCUCCGGUCCGCGCUCGCCCCGACCCGGCUCAACGGCAUAGACGCCUCCGUCUUCACCACCGUCAAACCCUCAUCCGACGGCGUCGUUUCGGACUUCAACGCCAUCGAGUCUGAUGGAUCGCUGUGGGUGGCCCACGGCGGCCAGAUUACGGUCUACGAUUGGAAUCUCAGCCACACGGAAACUGUACGGACGCAUCUGGAUUUCAUCACAUCGGUCAGAAGGAUCCAUUCCGAGAUCGCCGCCGUCGGGUCCCUAAACGGGUCGGGCUUGCAUCUGUACAAUACGGCAAACGGGCGACGGGUCCACUCCGCCGAAUGGGUCGACCCGUCCGAUGUGAGGAUAUACAAGGCCCGAGUCCACGCCAUUGCCGAUUCAGACGAUUCAAUUUUCGCUUCAUACAAUUGCCACCACGGCGAGAACUGCAUAUUGAUGCUGGAUAAAUCAACGAUGAGGGUUUCGUCGGAAAUCGGUAGAAUAACAGGAAAUUCAUCGAAGAACAUGGUCCCCACGAAGCUGAAGUAUGUACCGGACAUGGGAAUUUUAAUCGGGAGUUCCGUGACAUCCGGGUCAUUCGGGUGCGCGGGUUAUAUCCGUUUGUGGGACCCGCGAACCCGGAACGUGGUUUGGGAAACGAACGAACCGGGUUCGGGCCGGAGCAGCCGGUUCGGCGAUUCGUUCGCGGAUACCGACGUGGAUGUCGAUGAGCUGUCGUUGUUCAAGAUUUGUUCGAAGUCGGGUGAUUUGGCAAUGGCGGAUUUGCGUAAAUUGAGCGACGAUCCGUGGGUGUAUUUGAAGGAGAAGAAUCCGAGUAUGAGCAAUUUGGGAGGAAACGGUGGCGGUAAUUUUGCGGUGCAUUGUUAUAGAAAGCAAGUGUUUGUUGGUAGAGAGGGUGAGUUAGAGGUGUGGUCAAGAAUCGAGGGAAACGAUGAAAACGAAGGAGUGUAUAUGUAUAGAAGAAAUUGUGUGGAUAAAUUGGAGGAUUCGGAACGAGGGGUUAUUAAGAAAAUCGAGGGGGGUGGAGAUAGGCUUUUUGUGACGAGAGAAAACGCUGAAGGGAUCGAGGUUUGGCAAAGUUCUCACAACUCGGGCGUUGUCUCGGUUUUAUGAUCGGUCGAUUGAAUUGAUUAUUUAUUCGACAUAUGUUUCUCAAUCACGAAAGAAAAUAGGUAGUCAUGCAUCGAUAGUUACGGACUUUGUUGUCGGAAACAAUAGUGCAUUGUUUGUAUAAUAUGCGUCGUCGCAAUCGACAUGGUUCUGUAUUUUAAUCGACACGGUUCUGUGUUUUGUUACCAGUUGUGUGUAAAGCUUGGAGUAAAGAAGUCCUUCUUGCAAUUGCUGGUGA
Messenger RNA from Erythranthe guttata (spotted monkey flower), 1908 nucleotides. Its product is annotated as BTB/POZ domain-containing protein. The record is from RefSeq and is a predicted model, not a curated record. Lineage: Eukaryota; Viridiplantae; Streptophyta; Magnoliopsida; Lamiales; Phrymaceae. Gene Ontology annotation, molecular function: protein binding. Gene Ontology annotation, biological process: protein homooligomerization.